UGUCAUGUCCGGAAUGUUAGCCUGUGACACAGGAAGUAAAGGCAGGUUAGCAGAAGAAGCUGGUUGUUAUUCGGCAAUUUGCUGUUUCGUUCGUUAAGCAGUUCAUAUAAUUUGUUAGUAUUAUAUUCUUUAGUCAGCAUGUUGAUCAAAGUCAAGACUCUCACUGGAAAAGAAAUAGAGAUCGACAUUGAGCCCACAGACAAGGUGGAGCGAAUUAAAGAGAGGGUGGAAGAGAAAGAAGGGAUCCCACCGCAGCAACAGAGACUCAUCUACAGCGGAAAACAGAUGAAUGACGAGAAGACAGCAGCAGACUACAAGAUCCAGGGAGGCUCAGUGCUGCACCUCGUGUUGGCGCUAAGAGGAGGAUCGACGCACCACAGUUGCCGCUUACCCCUCUCCUCCUCCUCCUCCUCAUAAGUCACUGUUGGCAUGGGGGAGCCGGCUGAGUACCAACACUUUGGGUGUCUGUCACCGUCUAACCAUGUUACAGCACAGAAAUCUGAAAUCGCACGCUCCCAGGCUGAUGGAAAAGAGAAAAAAAAAAAUCAAAUGUAAACGUUAAAACAAAACAAAGGACAUUCUAAUUUGUUUGUACAUGUUUUUGAGAACCCUAACUGGCUUUCUGAGUUUGACCAGUUAAUGCAGGCACCUGUACAGAGACAGUUUAACACUCUGGUCUUUUUGCUUGUGAAUAAAUGCUGAUGUUGA
This is a messenger RNA of Archocentrus centrarchus (flier cichlid), 708 nucleotides long. It is a transcript of the gene nedd8l, whose product is annotated as NEDD8 ubiquitin like modifier, like. Gene Ontology annotation, molecular function: protein binding. The record is from RefSeq and is a predicted model, not a curated record. Bases 139 to 417 code for a protein of 92 amino acids. The transcript has 4 exons. NCBI's taxonomy places the organism in Eukaryota, Metazoa, Chordata, Actinopteri, Cichliformes, Cichlidae.